CGCGUUCGCUCAAGUCUUGUACAUUAGUACUUUUAGUACUCGGUGACCAGGUCUACAUCGCCUACUACCCGGCGCGCUUGUGACACGUCGUUGUUUGUACUAUUCCUCUCAUCUACUGAGACGCGACGAUGGUUGGCCCGACAAAUUCCACACGACAAAAUCAGCUAACAGCGCGCACACGCACCAAGCCGAAUGUAAGCUCGGAACCUGCCGCGAAAAGGCGCAAGCUUGGCCCAACCAACUCCCAGAAAACGCAAGAUUCGUCCUUCGCAGAUGUGUUAGAACAGCUGAGUCAGGACAGAGCACAUGACGGUGUCGCUGCUGAGGGUGGGGCUGAUAGCUGGGCCCGCCCGAAUCUUCCCUCCAUUAAUGAGAAGCGAAAUAGCAUCAUAUUUCAGCAAAUCGAUGUCGACGAAGCAACGGACUACAGCAAUGGGUCUAUCGUAUUGAGGCUGUUUGGCGUGACAGAGGACGGAAAUAGCGUACUCGCAUAUGUCACUGGUUUCCUUCCUUACUUCUAUGUCGCCGUCCCUCGCGGCUUUGAUGAGUCAGAUAUUGACGCAUUUGCAGAUCAGUUAAACAAACAGGCUCAAGGCAACUUCGUGAGGCAGAUAGAGAUUGUCAAGCGGCGCAGCCUUUGGGGUUAUCGUGGAGAUGACUGGGUUCUUUUCAUGAAACUUACAAUAUCCGAACCGAGGAAUCUCCCGAAAAUUCGAGGCUUGUUUGAGAGGGGCGAGUGCGGGUUUCGAGACCUUUUCCCCACCGGACAACCUUGUUCAACAUUCGAGAGUAACAUUGCGUACACCCUGCGUUUCAUGAUCGAUACCAAGGUUGUAGGCAUGAACUGGAUUGAGAUUCCUGCCGGUCAAUACAAACUUGUGUCCGAAAAAGACAAGAAAUCCACAUGUCAGAUUGAGCUUAAAGUCAGGUGGGAUGCCUUCAUCUCGCACCCACCGGAAGAAAACUGGCAAAAGUUUGCACCUCUUCGUAUACUGAGCUUCGAUAUUGAGUGUGCUGGCCGGAAGGGCAUAUUCCCCGAGGCACAGGUUGAUCCAGUCAUCCAAAUUGCUAACAUGGUGACGAGGCAAGGCGAGACCAAGCCGUUCAUUCGCAAUAUUUUCACCUUGAAUACAUGUUCACACAUCGUCGGCUCACAAGUGAUGUCGUUUGACGACGAGGCUGAGAUGCUGCAGGCCUGGCGAGACUUUAUUGAAGAGGUUGACCCAGAUCUUGUCAUUGGGUACAAUAUUGCAAACUUCGAUUUUCCAUAUCUCAUGGAUCGAGCAAAGCAUCUCAAGGCAAAUAAGUUCCCUUUUCUUGGUCGCAUGAAAGGUUCCAAAACUCAAACGAAGGAAACGCAUUUCUCUUCGAAGGCAUACGGGCAGCGUGAUUCCAAAGAUACAGAGCUAGAAGGUCGACUACAACUCGACGUCUUGCAAUUCAUGCAACGUGAACACAAGCUACGUAGUUAUACCCUCAACUCUGUUUGCGCACAAUUCCUUGGUGAGCAAAAGGAGGAUGUGCACCACUCCGUUAUCACGGAGUUGCAGAAUGGUACUCCGGAGUCCAGACGUCGGCUGGCCGUCUACUGUUUGAAGGAUGCAUAUCUCCCCCAGCGCCUGAUGGACAAGCUUAUGUGCUUCGUCAACUACACUGAGAUGGCACGUGUUACAGGCGUUCCCUUUAACUACCUCCUUUCUCGUGGCCAGUCUAUCAAGGUGCUUUCCCAGCUAUUUCGUAAAGCCAACGAAGAGGGAUAUGUCAUUCCUGUUUUGAAGGGCGAGGGCUCGGAUGAGCAGUACGAAGGUGCCACUGUCAUCGAGCCGAAGAAAGGCUACUACGAUACACCGAUUGCAACUCUUGAUUUCAGCUCAUUGUAUCCGUCUAUCAUGAUGGCACAUAAUUUGUGUUAUACGACGCUCCUCGAAAAGAGUACCAUUGAUCGCUUGCAGCUUGCCAAGGACGUAGACUAUAUCCAAACCCCCAAUAACGAUUUCUUCGCUACUACGGCAAAACGAAAGGGUCUACUACCUACUGUCUUAGAAGAUUUGAUCUCUGCUCGUAAGCGUGCGAAGGCAGAUCUCAAGAAGGAGACCGAUCCAUCCAAGCGUGCAGUCUUGGACGGUCGUCAGCUUGCCUUGAAGAUCAGUGCCAACUCUGUCUAUGGAUUCACUGGUGCGACGAUUGGAAAAUUGCCCUGCCUUCCGAUCUCCUCCAGUGUGACAGCAUAUGGGCGUCAGAUGAUCGAGAAGACUAAGCAGGAAGUCGAAGCAGAGUUCUCCAUCAAUAAUGGACACGCUCAUAAUGCCGAAGUGAUUUAUGGUGACACUGACUCUGUCAUGGUCAAGUUUGGGCCUGCGGAGUUGGAAAAGGUCAUGGCUCUUGGAGCAGAGGCGGCGGAUUUUGUGACGGCAAAAUUUAUCAGACCUAUCAAGCUUGAGUUCGAGAAAGUUUAUUACCCGUAUCUUCUCAUCAGCAAGAAGCGGUACGCUGGACUUUACUGGACAAAGCCAGACAAAUGGGACAAGAUGGACUCAAAGGGGAUCGAAACGGUCCGGAGAGACAACUGUCGGCUAGUAUCGACAGUCAUUGAGACUUGCCUACAUAAGAUGUUGAUCGAUCGAGACGUCAGAGGAGCUGAGGAGUAUACAAAACGCAUCAUAUCCGAUCUUCUGCAGAAUAAAGUGGAUAUGUCCCAACUGGUGAUUACAAAGGCUCUGGCCAAAGCAGACUAUGCUGCGAAGCAAGCGCAUGUGGAGUUAGCAGAGCGCAUGCGGCAACGUGACGCAGGUUCUGCACCGGCCUUGGGUGACCGUGUCGCCUACGUUAUUGUUAAGGGGAUUAAAGGUGCUGCUGCGUACGAAAAAUCCGAGGAUCCUCUUUAUGUAUUGGAGAAUAACAUUCCUAUCGAUACUAAAUACUACCUCGAAAACCAGCUCUCGAAUCCUCUUAUGAGAAUUUUUGAACCCAUCCUGGGUGAGAAGGCAGCAUCGCUAUUAUCUGGCGCGCACACCCGGACAAUCCAGAUCGCAACACCAACAGUCGGAGGUUUGAUGAAGUUCGCAGUGAAGACGGUAACAUGCCUUGGCUGCAAAACUCCACUGCGGUCGAAUAACAGCGUAACAAAUGGCGCCGUAUGCAAUAACUGUCGACCAAAGAUGGGAGAAUUAUAUCAAAAGCAAAUCACCAGCGCAUCGCAACUGCAAGUGCGGUUCUCGCGACUGUGGACGCAAUGCCAACGUUGUCAGGGCUCUUUGCAUCAAGAUGUGCUAUGUUCUAGCAAGGACUGUCCGAUAUUUUACAUGCGAAAGAAGGCGCAAAAGGAUGUAGAAGAUGCGAAUUCUGUCCUCGAGCGAUUUGAUGCAGAUCUAUGGUAGUUCAUAUCGAUGUAUCGUUAUUUCUCGUUUCGCUUGGUUUCUCUGCACUCUUGUAUCAUUAAUCACGUAAAAAUAUUUCCCUCCAAUGUGGUAUAGCCUGAUAUCUAAGGCGGUU
This is a messenger RNA of Suillus fuscotomentosus, 3492 nucleotides long. Its product is annotated as DNA polymerase family B-domain-containing protein. Bases 129 to 3377 code for a protein of 1082 amino acids. The record is from RefSeq and is a predicted model, not a curated record. Gene Ontology annotation, cellular component: delta DNA polymerase complex. The transcript has 24 exons. NCBI's taxonomy places the organism in Eukaryota, Fungi, Basidiomycota, Agaricomycetes, Boletales, Suillaceae. Gene Ontology annotation, molecular function: DNA-directed DNA polymerase activity; 3'-5'-DNA exonuclease activity; nucleotide binding. Gene Ontology annotation, biological process: DNA-templated DNA replication; nucleotide-excision repair, DNA gap filling; DNA replication proofreading.